Trichobilharzia regenti is the source of this 3023-nucleotide messenger RNA. NCBI's taxonomy places the organism in Eukaryota, Metazoa, Platyhelminthes, Trematoda, Strigeidida, Schistosomatidae. The record is from the annotation of a GenBank genome assembly.
GUUUCGCAAAACAGACUCUUCCUGAAUGUUUUAUAUCUGGUGUGCAGACAUAAAUAUAAUACUUUUAAUGCAUCAACUUUCAUCGCCUUCCAAAGCAGCGCAACAACUUUGUUUACAGGCGGUCUGUCAAAUAUAUUCAUGACUGGAACUUUAACACGAUAUAAUGUGUCUGUUGAUGAUGGUUUCGUCAGGGAAAGUACGACAUUCAGAGAAUUAAGUAGCAAUGCGAAAUGUAUACUAGCCAACAUACUUUCAAUAACAAAUGGGGACUUAGGGGAAACGGCUUCAUUUUUAGAUAAACUAUUAAACGAGACCCAAGAAAAAAUUCGAUUACUGACAGACAAUGAUAUGAGUGAUGAAGAGUUUUAUACAAAGCUAACUGAUUUGAAAAAUGAGCAUAGAGAUACUCUUGAUAUAAUUGAGCAGCUAUAUUUAAGCUCAAGUAAAUUCACUGAGGACUUGCAGAAGGGAGAUAAUAUUUCGGAAGAAGUAGCCUCAAAUGAAGAGAAUCGAAGUCCUCCUGACAGCCCCAAGGAUAUUUGUCGAACUAAUAAUUUAGUACAACAAGAGGAUUACUAUGAACACGACCGAAGUCAUAUGUUUCUUCCUCAGGUAAAUAAAUGUCACAGUUUUAAGCCCGAAGUUAACUGCUGUGAAGUAAUAAGAACAGGGACUAGUGAAAAUAGGACAAAUUUUGGCGAUGAUGACAAUAAUGAUGUUGAACAUGACUGCAACACAUCAUGUUCCUCUUGGAGGCAUCACAUUACUAUACCAGAACCUUUUGCGAUGACAAGACGAGAGGAAGCCCUAAAACAAAGCAAGAAUUCACAGUACGAAAAUGAAAUACCUGCGUCUAGUGUUGUCCAGAAAGAUGGUGAUAAGGAGUGCAACACUCAGUUUAAAGCUAAGCCAGUCCCUUCACACGUGUACUUACCACUUUAUGAAAAAAUAAUGGAGAAAAAUGCACUAAGACGUGAAGCUGUUAAAGCGUAUAGCAAGGAAAUUUUAAAGGCAACUGAGAAGCCGUUUACUUUUACUAUUAGAGAAAAUCUAAAAAGAGAACAAAAUGAUUUCAGUCGGGAUAAAGAUAAAUGGUUGCAUAGAAAACAAACUCCGUCACAGUUUAAAAAUGAUAAAUCUAUAGAUCCUUUAAAGUUACCAUCACAAUUAUAUGAAAAUAGAUUUGAGCGUAUGCAAGAGGAUUCAUUGUUAAACGAGGUUAAACGUCAACUACGCGCACAAAGACUCUUACAGUCAGCAUCUUUACCACCUGGUAUGGAAGAACGUCAACAUCUUAUGAAUAUGCGUAAAUUAGAAAGGAAAGCUAGGGAUAAAAGGCUGAACAGAAUUAGUGUAUUGGAUCUAGAUAAUGCUGAGACAGGAAAAAAGCAAUAUCAAUAUUAUCAUCCAGCUCCAGAUUUUAAACAGCUACAUUGGAAGUCGUGUAAAACUCUCCGACGUUUAUGGAAACCACCACCAGAACCAACUAAACCUAAAUCAUUUAAAUUACGAACAAGUGAACGAGCUUGUUCAGCUGAUCGUCAAAUGCUACAAAGUCAAAAGAUAAAGAAGAAUGAAAACAGGACUCAGUCUGCAACAAGACAAGUAGUUACAAAUGAUGCCAUAGAACCAGCUUUAUCAAGAUCAACCUUAUUACGAGAGAAUUAUAUACGAAAUUCCUUAGCAAAAGCAGAUUUAGAUGCAAAAAAGAAAGAGGAAACAGAACAUUUAAAAAGACUAAAGCUAAAAGAGGUAUCGAAUACAAUGAAAGAGACACUAGGUGGACAGAUUAUAUCGCCUAAAAAGAUCAUAGACUCUAUCACAGAAGAACGUAAACGUCAAUUGAUUCAACAGGAUUUAGCACGUCAAGCUGAAUACAAACGUGAAUUGAACGCUAUUCAUGAACGUGUCGCAUCAAAACCAUUACUGAUAACACGACAAAAUCAAAUAAUAGCUCGUAAACGUGCCGAGGCAAAAUUCGAUUCAUGUGUACGAGAUGCUGGUUUAGAUCCAAAUGAAGUGCUUGAAAAGAAUAGUGAAUGUAAACACCAGGAGAGGAUAACAAAUAAGAAAGGUGAUUUAGCGAAAGAUACGAUAGAACUGUCUACCCAUCACAGGGGUUUGAACCCAGGAGCUUUCGGUUACAAGACGGGUUCAUAGACCAUUCAACUAUUCAACGGCACAUGAAUUCCAAAUUCCGCCAAUUCGCUGAAUAAAGUAAUGAAAAGAAAGUUGUUACUGUCGGGAAGAAGUCUGUGCUUAUCCAUUUUACCUCCAAAUGGAAUGACGAAUCACACCAUAUAAUCAGAAGACUGAGUGUUUUCUUUGCUACAACUGACUCGGCAACGAAACUCGUUCAUGCUUACAGCAAUAUUCGUGCUCAUUAUCAAUCAAACGUUAACAGGCACCUAUUCAAUUUUAUGUUCCGGAACGACUUUAUUGGCAGGAUAUAAAGAUGGUCAUCCAUUCUCAUUUUGGAACAUAUUCCGAAAACCUGAGACUAAAAGAUACCCAGUCUCUUGCCAUAACCAUUAGUUGUUAUCUCAUCGAUUCGGGACACAAAGUGGAUUUACAGACCUACAUUUAUCAUUAUCUAUCAACAUACAAAGAAAUCGAACUGUACUUUGAUUUGCUGAAUCUAUCGCCGUCAGACAACUCAAACGAAACUUGUGUGUGUGUGUGUAAGAAGAAACUGGCAUUAGUCUGACUUUAUCCUGAUCACAAUUUUUCAGAUCCGCUGACCUUAAAUCCCUAAAUGAUUUCGUAUUACUUUUGGAUGUUUAUUUGUAUACUGUUGAGUAAUCUAUUUUGUGUUAAUGGUCAAUUAGUGUUUUUGUUGUUUGAGCCAACUAUCAAAGACUUCUCGAUUAUCCUUGCAAACUUAUGACAAAUCGCUACAUUCUUUUCGUGUUACUUGUAUCUGAUUAUGUCAUAACAUUUCACUCCCUGUUGUUCCCAUAGAACUAAGACCUACUUGUCAAACUUAUGCUAAUAAAAUUAAAAAUUUGUAUAUUUUUCAUUUU